Seriola aureovittata is the source of this 2435-nucleotide messenger RNA. RefSeq names its product cerebellin 18 (gene cbln18). Gene Ontology annotation, molecular function: protein binding. NCBI's taxonomy places the organism in Eukaryota, Metazoa, Chordata, Actinopteri, Carangiformes, Carangidae. The record is from RefSeq and is a predicted model, not a curated record. The coding region runs from base 110 to 856 and encodes 248 amino acids. The transcript has 7 exons.
GAAGCUACAAACCAACGCCUGCUUUAAAACUCUGACCCUCAGUUUCACAAACUCAAACUCACAAGAACUUGACAGUCUUUCAGAACAAGGACAGGGAGGAACAAAAACAAUGCCUGCAUUACCGGCUUUGCUCCUGUUGGGGUCUCUGUUUCUCUGUGGUCGUGUGGAGGCCCAAUCCUCCACCACUGAAAUGCUGAAACAAGCUGCACUGCAGUGGAAGGGGCCUCUGCCCUGUGACAAAUGGGACUGCAACUGUACUUUCAACCGCCAGCGUGGAUGCUGCUGUGGAGCCAAUGACUUUAACCAAGUAGAAGAGGAUACCUUCAUUAGGAUUAAAUAUCUGUGGCACGAUAUCAGCACACUGAAUGAGAGAGUGCAGGCGCUCACAGCUGGCGUCAAGGUUGCCUUCAAAGCCACCAUAGACCCAAAUAUUGCUGUGGCAAUUCCUGGAUCUACUGAUCGCUGCUUUGGUCCUUUUAAUACUAAUGUGCCAAUACCCUAUGCCACCGUCACUCUUAACGAUGGCAUGGGAUAUAACCCUUCCUUAGGUGUCUUCACUGCCCCCUGUGCUGGUGUUUAUGUCUUUUCCAUCACAGUUUACUCAUCCGUGGAGGAGAAUAAGCGCCUCUACCACAAAGUCCAGCUGAUGCUCAAUGCGAACCCAACAGCCAGUGUGUGGGAGAACAAUCGAGAGGAUGGUGAAGACAGCGCCACUCAGGUUGUGGUACUGGAGCUGCAGAGAGGCGAUCAGGUCUAUGUGGAGCUAGUGUCCGGGAGGAAGCUCUGUAAAUACAUGGACUACAAUAUCUUCACUGGUUACAUAUUGUACCCAUUGUUCCCUUUAAAUUAUGAGUAAUAAACCAGUUUGAGAUCCAGGCUACUAAACCUCUCUUACUCCAGGACCGUGCUUGAAUGAAUCCGUUUAUACAUGCUCAGCUGAGAUCAAAAAAACUAGCAGCUUUUUUCACAUGUUGACCCACCAGAUGACCUAUAGAGCCCCUACAGUAGAUAUGAACAGGGUAAGUUGUACAUACAUAGACUCAAACAUGUGGGCAGGCAUUUAUGAUCAAAUGCAAAAAGAAAAACAUAUUUUUACAUUGCAUGGAAACAAAAAGUCAUAUGUUUGCAAAUGUUUGCAUCAUUAAAAAAAAUAUAUGCUACAACUACAGUGAUGGUCUGUGUACAGAGGAAGUGUGAAGUUGUUUUGAUUUGGACACAAUAAAAGUUUAUUUGACAGGUGAGGUACAUUUAUUUUCUAUUUUAAUUUGUAUUUCAGCCCACUGGCCACACACACACACACACACACACACAACGCAUCAUCCAUGAAUGGAAAUAGGUAGCAGUCAGAGGCUUUGAUAUCAUUUGGGAAUGAUUACAAUGGCUCAUAACACUGCUGCUGCUGCUGCUAACAUUUGGCCUAUUACAGUAUUGUGUAACACUGUAAACAAGUGCCUUUCAUAGAAGCUCAUUACAAAUGAAUAUAAACCACUGCCAGGUUAAGGAAAUUCUUUCAGUUGAAUAAACACAUGAUGUAGGAGCAGCUUACACACUUUCUCUCUCUCUCUCUCUCUCUCUCUCUCUCACACACACACAAACACAAACAGGUGCACACACACACAAAAAUACAUACCAGUCAUUCCAGUAAGAAGCUAAAAUGUGGACCCAUGUUGUUACUUUAAAGGGGUAGUGGGACAUUUUGGAAAAUACAAAAUUUAAUUUCCUUACUUGACAGCUGGAUGAGAAGAUUGAUAGUGCUCAUAUCUGUCCAUUAAAUAUGAAGUUACAGUUAGGAGAUGUCAGCUUAGUUCAGCACUGAGACUGUAAAACAGCAAGAGCUAGCUAUGUUAUACUUUAGUUUUUGUAUCUGUUAAUUAAAAGUGAUGCAACGUGUUAAUUGGUGAGCUUUACAGACCCUAACCCUGAGGCGGAUUAACAGUGCAAGAGAAGAUAAAAUAAAAAUACAUUUGUAAACUCACAAAAAUAUCUUGCAAAUAUAAAACAGAUCUACAAACAAAUUUCACGAAUAAAAACAUGUGUGAAUGCAUUUAAUUAAUUUACAAAUAAAUGAAAAGCAUUAGUGAAUAUCUUCCUAAUAUUUACAACUUUCAAACAAACAUUUUUGAAUCAAUUUUCUUUUCUCUACACUUGUGGAUUUGCGUUUUAGUUAGCUAAAGUAAUGAGCUGAUGAAUAGCAUGCCUACCUGUAACCAACCAGAUCAGACAUCCCACACCGUUUCCACUCUGAUGCCAAUAUUACCAACAAACUAAAGACAGGAAAUACAACUGCUCACGUCUCAGACCCAUGACAAACUGUUAACUAACAUGUUGUUUACCGAUCGUUUUAACAUAAAGACUGGAAGUGGGAUUUAAAUGGAGAUAUUUUAAUAUGAUGCAGGCUGCUGUUAACACUGUUUACCUUGUACCGUGAGAGAAGA